UCGCAGCAGUUCGUGUCGUGAUGGUUAGCACGUUUCUUGUCGUGCAACAUUUAUUUCAUCGUACGUACGGACGCUUGUAAGUAGCAGUAGCUUGUACAACGUGCAAAUCAAGUAGUGCUCAGUUCCCUUGGUGUAUGUGGUAUUUAUCGGGCUGAAGCGGAAAGGUGUACACGUUUUUCACUGUUACGACUGCUCCACUUGAAUGGUAUACGUCCUCGUCAAGAACAGAACCAGAUCUGACAAAGGUGGUUGUCGUUGUUCGUACACCACUCAGGUCAAGCGUAUAGUCACGCACCACAAGAACUAAUCGUGUCAAUCUAAAGCUACAAACAAAAUUGGAAAUAACAAUAACGCCAACGCAGUUCCCAGGAUUUUAGUUGUGGUUCACAACGACAACGUGCUCACAGCAUCUUUUUUUCCUAAGCUGCUACAUAGCAAAGCGCACACUUCUGCUCGUGCUCUAGUCCGUCAUAAUCUUUACGACACAAGAGAAAAUGUCCGCACCAGGAGAAGGCACUAUCAGCAUGGGCAAGACAAGCAAAGCGACGCGGCAGGGAGCAGCCGCGACGGGCGCCCCGCUCGUGACCGGCGCACCGCCCCCCCCCCCCCCCGUCCGCUCGACAGCACGUUUUGCUCCCACCGGGAAAGGCGUGUCGCCGGUGUCGCGCGAGGUGGACGACUACUGUGCGGGGGAAGUCGCCGCCGACUGUCCGCCUGUGGUCGGUCCGCAAGGGGAUGUCGAAAGCGGAUUUUUGGACAACAGCGACAAGAACCACGACGACGAAGACGAUGUUCUUUCUGCCGCCACCGGCAAGGAUGAUGCUGCAAAGCUACCGGGGGCGGACGCCGCGCGCUCUUCCUUCGUGUCCUACGACACCUUCCCGGCGAAACAGAAGCCGCACAGCAAAAGACUCUCAAAGCCGGCUUUGGCGAAGGUUUCGGCCAUUACGGCGGAGCGUGCUUUCUUCGCUGGUGGCUUGGGCUCUCGUGCGUUUCUGUGGACGUCCUGCGCCUUAAUGGGUUUGGUCUUGAUUCUGAUGACCUUCGGCUGGGACACUGCAGGAGCAGGUAAGUAUACUUUGCUGCAUGAGAUUUGUGCCUCAAGCUGAUGAACAGCGACUGAGAGUUGUGUCUAUACAGGAUGCGAAAUCGUAGUAGGAGUAGUUCUUCAAAGUCUUUUUAUUCCACCUCCCUCGGGAGCGAAAGCGAAUGCACGGCCAAAAUUCAGCGUAUUUAUGCAAGGGUGAAGAAGAGCCUGGGCUGCAUCAGGAGCUCGCGCAUGAUCAUGCGAACUUGAACUUCAAGGAAAUCCUCGCGAAAAAAAAAAGCAUGGAAUCAAUCGGAGAUCUUCUUUUUCUUCUUUGUGAGCAGUCGGAGUGUAGAACAUCUGGACGAGGAUGUCAGCGUAUUUUUUGAAAGUGAGGAAGUGUUGAAGUUAAAAACUAACCCCAACAGUUGACGCAUGCUUCGGCUUCCUGCUGCCGUCUACGGUCUGGUCCGAGACGCUCUGGACGCGGGGCCGAUGGCGUCGCGGACGCAUCCCUCCGCUAUCCAAUGCAAACUUGUCUUGAUAUGGAAGAUGAAAACAAACUGUUGCAGACCCACACACUUGCCAUGUAGUUUUUGCACCUGCGAAGACGUCUGGAGUGCACGCGGAGCGAGCAUGACAAAUUCCGCGCAGGCUUCUCCAUGCCUACACCGCAUGAGGAGUCGGCCUCUCUCGCUGGGAAACAAAUUUUUCUGGGGUCCAUAUCUUCGAGGCAGCUCAGUAGAUUGCUCUUCCUGCUGGUGCUGCCUGAGGUUCUGCCAGAAUCAGGCUCAUAACAGAUUUGCGUCCUCUUUUUCCGGAAACAGACAUAUUUGCAACUCAUGACCGUGAAAGCGAAACAAUGGGCAACUGUGGCAGAGAGAACUGCAUUCUCGCAAGCGGGAGCAGCAAACGCCACCGAAGCCGCGUCGCCGUCGUCCUUCAUUUUUACCGGAAAACAGCAGGUGCGAGAUCCAUUCCACUCAUACGGGUGGGAGAAAGAGGAGCUGCUCUGCAAAAACGUAAAGCGGCAAGCGGAAAGAGAAGAGUGCGAAAAGCCCCUUAUGUCAAUUUAUAACGACCACGACCAGAUUGGACGCACGAUCCCGAUUGGGGCCUGCUGGUGGAACGACUCCAAAUUGGGUCCCUUUCAAAUGGGAACCCCAGGGUGUCUGUUGGAUGCAGACCAUCUGCAAGAAGGUGACCAAACCGGCUGGGAGAGCCAGUGUUUGCGUCACAGCUUUUACAACCCGGGCGCAAACGACAUCUGCCAAAAGGGAGAGCUGAAGUGGUGCGAGUGGCAGGGAGCGGAGAUUAAGUUGCCCCACGACGAUCAUCAGUCCGAACAACGAUCGUGCAUCGGCUACGACCGCGGCUGCUGCGUUCCGCGAGGCAGCAAGGCCGCGGGAAUCGGGUGGAAGUUCAGCCCCUUCAAAACCACCAGUCGCGAGAUCGUGGCAACGAUCUUCUACUGA
This is a messenger RNA of Amoebophrya sp. A120, 2502 nucleotides long. The record is from the annotation of a GenBank genome assembly. NCBI's taxonomy places the organism in Eukaryota, Dinophyceae, Syndiniales, Amoebophryaceae.